AUGAGACCGUCUAGUGAACGUUCCUUUUUCUGCUUCAACCUGAUUGUGGUGGACACUGGGAAGACCUGGCAGGAGGCUCUGGAGCACUGCAGAGAGCACCACACUGACCUCAGCAGCAUGGUAUUUGAGACCGAGAACCUUCUGGCCCUGAGGGAGAUGAAGCCCCUCAACAUUGACCGGGUGUGGAUCGGCCUGCGUUACCUAGGGGACCGCUGGCUGUGGGUGAACGGGGACCCCCUGGAGUAUGAGGCCUGGGGAGGAGUUCAGGACCACCAGUGUCCGUUAUUGAAACGCUGUGGAGCUUUAACCAUAAGGGGGCAGUGGGAGAACCGGGACUGCCACGAGAAACUCAACUUCAUCUGCUAUUAA
Molecule: messenger RNA, 369 nt
Organism: Cyclopterus lumpus (lumpfish)
Lineage: Eukaryota; Metazoa; Chordata; Actinopteri; Perciformes; Cyclopteridae
Product: snaclec stejaggregin-B subunit beta-1-like
Exons: 1
Coding region: 1-369 (122 amino acids)
Source: RefSeq, a predicted model, not a curated record